AUGGCUUCGCUGACGAAGAACUUAACAAACUUGACGCCGAACAUCAGAAAAGCGGUAGUUUCCUGGGACAAGGCUGCAAGAAUCCAAAGAAAUGAAGAAAUUUUCAAAAAUCCGGAUUCUGUUGUUCAUCGGCUUCCUGAACAUUAUAAGCAAAGAUAUUGGGAAAAUAUACUUGCAGAUCGUGAGCCUGUGCAUUACAGGUUUGUGUUUCAUUUUUAUUUUUAUUUCACAAAAAUCGUUCUGCUUUGUUUAGAAUUCCAACAACACGUUUUGCAUGGGAUUCAAUGAAACAAAUAGAACUUGAAGUUGAAGAUAAUCCAAUAGUUGGAAUUCAUCCUCCAGAAGCUGAUCAAGGACUUUGGGGUGGCGAAAGAAUUGUGAAAGGAUGGAUUGAAUCAGCGCCUUAUACUAAAAAGAAGGUUCUUCCAAGAUAUUGGGUUCCAAAACUAUUUUUCCCAACACUCAAAAGUGUUGUUUUAUAUUCUGAAAUUCUAGACAAAUAUAUUAAAGUGACAGUUACGGAAAGAGCAAUGAGAUUGAUUGAUAAUCAUUUUGGUUUGGAUUAUUAUAUUUUGCAAACAAAUGAAUUGAAUUUGGAUUCGAAGUUUGCGAAUAAUCUUAAAAGAGAAAUGCUUCUAAUUCUUGCGGAACAAUCUUAUUAUCCAGAAGACGAAGAAAAACAUGAUUAUAUUAAAGAAAAGUAAGUAUAUCUGCACAAAAAAUAGAUUCAAUGAAUUCAAUUUCAGAUACGCUGAAUUUGUUAUCCCUGCUGAAGAAGCUGAAUGGAUUGGUUUGGAUUUGAAUGAAGCAGCCAGAAAACAACAAGAUAUUGAAGAUUCAACGCAACCAAUUCCACUCAAAUAUCGAUUGGAACAACAACUUGUUCGACGUCUUGUUGAUGGAACUGAUGAAAUAAGUAAAGAGCUCGAAAAUCCUGAAACUCCAGUGAAAUCCGAAAGUCAAUUCGGAGAGAAAAUGCUUGGAAAAUAUUUGAAUCCAAUUGGCCAGAAAUUGAGAAACGCCACAAGGUAA
Caenorhabditis angaria is the source of this 1032-nucleotide messenger RNA. The record is from the annotation of a GenBank genome assembly. Lineage: Eukaryota; Metazoa; Nematoda; Chromadorea; Rhabditida; Rhabditidae.